This is a messenger RNA of Cygnus atratus (black swan), 6757 nucleotides long. RefSeq names its product calmin (gene CLMN). Gene Ontology annotation, biological process: nuclear migration. NCBI's taxonomy places the organism in Eukaryota, Metazoa, Chordata, Aves, Anseriformes, Anatidae. Gene Ontology annotation, cellular component: nuclear outer membrane; meiotic nuclear membrane microtubule tethering complex; cytoplasm. The coding region runs from base 112 to 2769 and encodes 885 amino acids. Gene Ontology annotation, molecular function: actin filament binding. The transcript is spliced from 13 exons. The record is from RefSeq and is a predicted model, not a curated record.
GCCGCUGCCGGUGGCGGUGGCGGUGGCCGUGCCGCCGGGUCCCGGCACCCCCCCCCCCCCCCGGCACGGCACGGCACGGAGCGGCACGGAGCGGGCCGCCCCCGCGGCCCCAUGGCCGGGCAGGAGUGGGACUGGUUCCAGCGCGAGGAGCUGAUCGGGCACAUCAGCGACAUCCGAGUGCAGAACCUCCAAGUGGAACGGGAAAAUGUACAGAAGAGGACCUUUACCAGAUGGAUAAACCUGCAUUUGGGAAAGUGCAAGCCUCCUCUGAAAGUGAAAGAUUUGUUUAUGGAUAUACAAGAUGGCAAAAUCUUGAUGGCGCUGCUGGAAGUCCUGUCAGGACAAAAGCUGAUGCACGAGUAUAAGUCUUCAACCCAUCGCAUUUUUCGUUUGAACAACAUAGCCAAAGCACUUAAGUUCUUGGAGGACAGUAAUGUAAAGCUUGUUAGCAUUGAUGCAGCAGAAAUAGCAGAUGGAAAUUCCUCUCUGGUACUUGGACUAAUAUGGAACAUAAUCUUGUUUUUUCAGAUUAAAGAGCUGACAGGCAACCUCAACAGGAACUCCUCCUCGUCCAGCCUCUCGUCCGGGCCUAGCGGGCCGGAGUCGGACACGUCUCACCCCAGCACUCCCAGCGUGGAGAGGAACAUGUCUGUCACAGUGAAAGACCAGCGGAAAGCCAUCAGAGCCCUUUUAAUCUGGGUUCAGAGGAAAACCAGAAAGUACGGUGUUGCAGUUCAGGACUUUGCCAGCAGUUGGAGGAGUGGCCUGGCUUUCCUGGCUGUCAUAAAAGCCAUAGACUCCACUUUGGUAGACAUGAAGCAAGCACUGGAGAAAUCAGCUCGAGAAAACUUGGAGGAUGCUUUCAGCAUUGCACAAAAUAAGCUGGGUGUUCCUAGGCUCCUAGAGCCGGAAGAUAUAAUGGUGGAAUCCCCCGAUGAGCACUCAAUUGUUACCUACGUGGCGCAGUUUCUGGAACACUUCCCUGAGCUAGAAGGGGAAGACUUUACAGAUCCUGACAAGGAGCUUCCAAUUGAGUCCACGUAUGUUCACAUCAAAGACACACCUUCAGAAAAGGAAAGCAAAAUCUUGAUUUUAAGUGAAAGUAAAGAAAACAUGUAUACUGUUAAUCAUGAAAGGAGUCACCCUGCUCCUCCAAAGGUUCAUAUUCAUGACACCCCUGAGAGAAUCCUGUCAGAAACCGCUCCUGAAGAAUGUAAUGGCAAAUUGAGUCAAGUGUUAGAUGAUUCACAGGAAACCUCGGAAGAGGAGCGUCAAAGGCCUACCUCGCUGCACAUUACAGGAUCUAUCCGUUUUGAAUCCAACUCCUCCCGGCAAGUGCUUAGUGAUAAAUUGAUGCCAGGUGAAGGGGACAUGUCUGAUGACCUACUGAAACAGAAUGAUGACCUUUCUCCAGCUGUUCUGACAGACCAGAAAAAUUCUGUUGACUCUUUUGAAGACUACUCCGAAGAAUUAACUAAAGAAACCUAUACUGAAUACGACAAUGAAACUAAGAGCCUUUCAGCCAAUACUUCUUCUUUAAGUCCAUUGUCCUGGACUUCAGGUAUACUUACAGAUGAAUCUAUAAAUAAAGUAGAAGAGAGCAAGCCCCAAACGUCAAUUCUUUUACCAGAAGAUACCUCGAAACAAGAAGAUACGCAUAAGUAUGUUCUCCAUCUUCUAAAUGAGGAAGUACUGAAACUGCCAGAAAAUGAACAUACAAAGCAAUCGCCUGUCUUUGAGACAACAGAAUCUAACCACUGUUCAGUGAAUGGUUCUAAUCUCGAAAGCCAAGAACUAUCUACACCGCUAGAAACAUCUGAUGACUCUCUCUCAGAUGUGCCCAAAAACGCAGAGGACCUGGACAGCUAUGAUGAAGAAGAGUCUUCAGCGGAAGUGCUACCCAGUUCUUCAAAAGUAUCAGUAAUACCCCAUGAUCUCUUCUAUUAUCCACAUUAUAACGUUCCCAUAUCAGCAGUUCUGGAUGCUUAUGUUGAGCCUUGUCUUGAAGGUUAUGAUACUGAAAAUGAAAACUCUUGUGAAACAGUAACGGAUGUUUUACAUGAGGAGGGGAUACCGGCACAGGACUACUUGGAAGAUGCUCCAGAGCCAGGCUUAGGGAAUAAUCUAGGAGUUCCUGCAUCAGAAGCAGAUACUGAGAAUGGAGAGGAGGAAGCAAUGGAUAUUAAUGGUCACGGGAAUUCUUCCUAUGAAGAAGAAGUACUAUUACUAGUAGAAGAAUUGGAAAAUGAAAAAGAUGGCCAAAAGGCCACGAGCAAUGAAGAUACCACGAUUCUACAACAUUCUGAGGUUGUAGAUUUCAACCAUCUAGAUGAUUUAACAACAAUGGGAAAGAUACUGAAAGAAAGUAGUGAUAGGGAGGAAAAAAACAAAGAUAUGAUAAAAGCAGAAGACUUACAGAUCUCAAAAGUUGGGACUACUACUCUGUUACAAGAUGAACUGGAAGAAAUUGCUAAUUGUCAUGAAUUUACCAGGACUAGUGACAACGAUUCCAAUAUUUAUCUCCGAAAAAGGUUUCCUAAUACUUCUGAGAAGGAAAUCUUUGGUGAAAACAACCAGACGAUGACAGAUGUGGGUGAAAAUCUACUAAUCAUCAGGAAUAAAAAAGACAUGGAAGCAAGUGAGACUCCAGCAUCUACUCACCAGGCUCCGAGCGUUGAUCAAUCAGAGCUGUUCUACUUCAUCAUUUUCCUCUGGUUGCUGAUCUACUGCUUUUUAGUCGUUCCACAGCUUCUUAGCAGCAAGGUUUGAUCUCCGCGAGGCGUGGAAAAAUAAAAGACAGUGGCCUGAUUGCUUUGUGUAUCUGCAUACGAGUAUGUACCUUCAGGUGAAGCACAAACAGAAACAUAGGACCUGGUAUUUGUGUUCGCUAUCAGGUCCUCCUCAGUUCCUCUGCUGUUGUGCUAUGACAGUGUCGAAGCACAUUUUAUAUUACAACAACUGUGUAAAUAUAUAUAAAAAUGACCUUAUUUAGUAGCUGCGAUUUUGUACAUUUGUGCCUUGCUUUAUAAGAUGCUAAAUAAAAAUGGAUAAUUAUCAGUAGAAAUAUGAACAAUUCAGAGCUCUAGUCUUCAAAAAUAAUUCUUCUGGCUUCAUUCACUUAGGUAGGGUCCAACAGCUGUGGAAGAUGUGUUGUUGGCUUGCCCAUGAAUCUGGCCCACCUGCAAGGGAUGAUUGGGAUGCUUGAGAUGCAUUUUCACGUUUUCCACAGAGUUCUUUGGGAGAGCUGGAGGUAGAGCAGAGUUGAAGAUGGUGGAACUUGCUCACCACAGGAACUGACUAUAGUGCUCAUGGCAAGCUAGUGGAGCAACAAAGUCAGGUGGAGGGUUUAUUUGUGGAGGGUGGAUAGGAUUUUACUUUUAUCCUGCACCUGUUAUGUUUAGUUUGCAGGAACAAAUUGGGUGUGGAGAAGUAUGAAGAACAUACAGGCUAGUGGCUGCUUAGGAGGGAAUGUAAGGGAAAUCUUCAUCUAGAGACUUCUGUAGAGAAUACCUGAAGAAGUUUGCUUUUUGUAUGUUACUGAUGGUGGCCAUCUCUGAAAAGGUAUUCAAGAAGCUUUGUUUGCAGGUACUUAAAUACCUGCUUGUAGUCAGGUCAUCUGCUGGUGAAAUCUUAACUGCCUAUCACGCUUCAUUCUUUGUAAGCUUUUAUUUCUUCUUUCCUUUUUUUUUUUUUUUUUGGAGGAGAAGUUAGCAUGUGAUAGCAACAUUGCAUGGUAGGAUAUCGUAAACACAGAAAGGAAUUUGGAAUCUCUUUCAUUCAAUAGAAAAUGGAAAUCUUUUCUGUUCUGUCUUGACUGGAGCUGGAUUCACCCCUUGAACAUAAAAAGUAGAUCCUUUGUGCUUGGUGAGCAGCAGAUCCAAACUUCGCAACUUAAUUUAGUGUAAACCAACAUAAGUAAAAAAAAAGUCUUUUAUCUUUCCAGUGAAAAUUUUCAACAUUUUGAGUCAUCUGAUUUUGUGUCUCACAUUAUUUGUGCUUGUUGAUGAAGCCACUAAUACUUUCUUCCAAAAUAAAAUCUAUUUUAGAAUUUUUAAAGAUGUUUUCUUGAAGUAGGCUAAAAUAUAACACUGAAAUGUUAGGGAUAGUGCUGUUUCUCUGAAAAAAAAUAAAUCUUAAUACAAAAUUCUUAUCCUGAAUGCCAUGGCACCUAUUUAUCAGCAGGAACUAGCAAUGUACAGUAUAUUGGAGCAACAGCGUUGAGAGCUCUUCACUAUGUGCCAGUCUUCAGAGACUCCCUUGGUUUAUGACAACUUUUUCUUUGUAUUUUUGCAUCUCUUCCUUUGUUUCUUCCAUGAUUCUUAUUCUUCAACAGAGAUCAUCUGGAGUUGGAUUACAGCCUCUUCAUUGAACUUUACAGCUGUCAAAGUUCAAUCAAGGAAAAUAAGUUUCCUUUUGUCUUCUCUCCCUCUUCCCAAGAAAAUUAAUGAGAAGAUCUUCGGAUGUCUCAUCUAAACCACUCAUAUCCAUAACAAAUGGAAAAGUGAAUGGCAUGCACUGAUGAUGCACUAUUUCAUUACACAAUAUUUUCUUUUAAGAAAGACAAAACCAAGGGUUUUCUUUCUUCCCUCCCACUGAUGAUCAACAGCUGAAACAGUGAAAUGAGCUGUUUAAUGUCAAACGGCAUGCAGCAAUUGUCUUGAUAAUUUCACCCAAUGUUUAAACUGAGGUGUGCUUUCCAGCCAGCCUAGCCCAUGAAAAGAUGGAGAUUGUUUCUUCCAUGUAAAAUCAAUGAAAAUAAUAAUUAAUAAGUACAUGAUACUUGGUAUUUGGCUGCUUUAUAUAUAAUAUAAUAUAGAUAUAACAGAAGCAGUCUACCUUAGUCAGCCGUUGCAUGUGUAAGAAGAUCCAGGAUAGAGUUACGAGUGAUUAUGCUGGUAUGGUCAGCUGUGCAUGAAAAGAGACUGAGCUCUCCAGGAGUUCUGACAUAUCUGGACCUGCAAAAAGACAUCUGCAUGAGCAGCAGCUCCUCCCACUUACAAAGACUUGUGAGCCUGCAUCGUUCUUCCACAGUGCAAGAUCCAAUCUCUCACUGCAAGUGCCCUGUUCUGAAAUUGUUGCUCCUUUUUGGACUCGGUGUCCUACUCUUAGCUUACAGUCUAAAAGCCUGACUGUGAAGUGCUCACUGCAGCAAAACCCGUUUUAACAUGCUGGCUAGAAGACUGUCUUGAGGCAUUUGAGGUUUUAAAGGAUGGUGGGCAAUCUUUUAUCUAUCCAUUUUUUCUGACAGAUCUGUGCGCUGUCUGAAUAAGGAAGUUUUUCCUGAAAGGCCUGGGGUUUUGAAGAAUACUAAACUUGAACUGAACUCAUGUGAUACUUUGGCUUGGUAGCAGAAUUCAGACAUAUAUGGGUACUGAUCUGUUAAGUCCAUGUCAGUGUGCUCAGGUGGCCAAGAAGACCAACAGCAUCCUGGCUUGUAUCAGGAAUAGCGUGGCCAGCAGGACUAGGGAAGUGAUUGUCCCUCUGUACUUCGCUCUGGUGAGGCCGCACCUCCAGUACUGUGUUCAGCUUUGGGCCCCUCACUGCAAGAAGGACAUCAAGGCGCUGGAGCGUGUCCAGAGAAGGGCUAUGAAGCUGGUGAAGGGUCUAGAGAACAAGUCUUAUGAGGAGCAGCUGAGGAAACCGGGAUUGUUUAGCCUGGAGAACAGGAGGCUCCGGGGAGACCUUAUCGUGCUCUACAACUGCCUCAAAGGAGGUUGUAGUGGGGUGACGGUCAGUCUUCUCUCCCAAGUAACAAGUGAUAGGACAAGAGGAAAUUGCCUCAAGUUGCACCAGGGGAGGUUUAGGUUGGAUAUUAGGAGACAUUUCUUCACUGAGAAGGUUGUGAGGCAUUGGAACAGGCUGCCCAGGGAAGUGGCUGAGUCACCAUCCCUGGAGGUGUUCAGAAGACGUGUAGACGAGGUGCCUGGGGACAGGGUUUAGUGGUGGACUUGGCAGUGCUAGGUUAACUUGAUGAUGAUGGAGGUCUUUGCCAACGUAAAGGAUUCUGUGAUUCUAUGAUAAGACCAGUUCUUGUUGAGCAAACGUAUGGAUAGCAGAGUAUUGGGAAGUGCAAGUGUUGGGAAGUGUUUGAGGAUUAUUGGAUAAGGGUGUGUGGUGUUCACAAAAGCACCAUUACAGACUGAGAGACAGCUAUAAGGGGAUGGUUCAAUGUUAUUGUAGUUGCGUAACUUCACUGCAAAGUGUUUCAUUGCAAUUUUAUAGAAAGUGCAAGAAGAGAUAUAGUAUUGAAGACAGAACAUCACUAGACAUUUAUGGGACAAGUGUCUUAGAGCUGAAGAAGUGGGUUAAACAGUCAGAAAAUGAAAUGAACACAGCCUUUGCCAAAUUGUAGGACAUUAUCAGUGCAAAGACAGGGCAAGUACAGAUUGCAGUAAAAAAAAAUGACAAUCACUUUUCAAUGCCAUGAAUAUUUUUGAUAGAUUGAGCUCUAAAAUGUAUUUUUAUUGAGUUUCUAGAUUGUAAUGAAUGUGUCUACAGAAUUUUAUGCAAAGCUUCAGAGUUCAGCUGUUUUAAAAAGAUUUUUUUAUAUAGUAGUGAUUAUUUUAUCUAUAUAUUUAAUAGAACUGUAAAACCAUUUUAAGAAUACCUGUAAAAUUCUGUGUAUGUGAUAUGAUUAUUUAUUGAUUAUGACUCAUGAGAAUGAACAUUGAGCUAUGCAUAGGUUGCAUCAUCCAUUUGAAAACUGGAAACUGCAAAGAGAGGAAGAGCUCUUAAUGAACAGCAGACUUGAAAAACA